This is a messenger RNA of Postia placenta MAD-698-R-SB12, 900 nucleotides long. RefSeq lists its product as hypothetical. NCBI's taxonomy places the organism in Eukaryota, Fungi, Basidiomycota, Agaricomycetes, Polyporales, Adustoporiaceae. The coding region runs from base 1 to 900 and encodes 299 amino acids. The record is from RefSeq and is a predicted model, not a curated record. The transcript has 4 exons.
AUGAAAGUUCUCAUUAUUGGUGCCACUGGCUUCAUCGGCCUUCCCGUCGCCCAAGCGUUUGUGCGCGCGGGCCAUAUCGUGUACGGCGUGACCCGCUCUGCUUCCAAAGCUAAACAGCUCGCCGCAGAAGAAAUCAUCCCAAUCAUUGCAGAGACCACCGACCCAUCGCCUUGGCUGCCCUUGAUAGCCACCCUUGAUGUGGUGAUCGAGGCAGUUGGCGGCAUGGAGGUCCGAGUCCUGUCCCAGAAGCUGUUGGAGGCCACCGCGGAGGCUGCGAAGCAAUAUCGUCCACCACACGCGCCGAAGGUGACAUACAUCUACACGUCCGGCACUUGGGUACACGGCGACAACCGCAAGGAGAUAGUUGCGGAUACGACGCCGCUCACGAGUCCGGCAGAGCUCGUCGCGUGGCGGCCAGAGCAGGAACAGCGUGUUGUGGCUCAGACUACCCUCAACGGAAUCGUGAUCCGGCCAGGGCUGCUGUACGGCCGUUCCGCUUCCCUGCUCGGAUUGCUGUUCAAGAAUGCAUACGAGGGCAAGGUCAAGUGGUAUGGCACGCCAGGCGGGCGGUACACGCCGAUCCACUGCGACGACCUUGCCGAGUUGUACCUUCUUGUUGGGGAGAAGUCAUCGUUAAUAGGUGGGAAGAUAUUUGACGCUGUGAAUGACUUCACGGAGAGCGUGGACGACAUCCUGCAGAAGCUGGUCGAGGUAUCGGGGGCCAAGGGUCCGUACGAGUACAUUGCGCCGAGCAAUUUGUUCGAGGUGGCGAUUACCACGACAAGCCUAGUCCGCCCUUACCUUGCACGCACACUAUUGGGCUGGCAACCACGCAAGGCGGGCUUGGUUGACAAUCUGGAGAUCUACUAUAACGCAUGGAAAGCAAGCGAGGGCCUGUAG